Messenger RNA from Caenorhabditis auriculariae, 342 nucleotides. Lineage: Eukaryota; Metazoa; Nematoda; Chromadorea; Rhabditida; Rhabditidae. The record is from the annotation of a GenBank genome assembly.
AUGGCGAAAGAUAUGAAAAUUAGUCGAAGUUCGAUGGAAAGGAUCCUCAAAGACAAGCUGAAGCUCACCUGUUAUCAUGUAAGAAAAGCAGCCAUUUUCUCGAAAGCUACAACCAAGAAACGGCUUGAAAUAUCAAUAAAGCUCCUUCAGCGCACGCGCACUGAAGAACACUUGGUUACAGUGUUCUCUGACGAGAAGCUGAUCACGGUACAGGCCGAAUUCAACCCUCAAAAUCAUCGAGUACUUGCUAAGACGUCUGACGAAGCUUUUGGCAACGGAAGGACCAUUCAUCGAGCCUCUCACCCCGCUAGUGUGAUGGUUUUUCGGAGCAGUGUCUGCUGA